Cercopithifilaria johnstoni is the source of this 7305-nucleotide messenger RNA. Lineage: Eukaryota; Metazoa; Nematoda; Chromadorea; Rhabditida; Onchocercidae. The record is from the annotation of a GenBank genome assembly.
AUGGAAGCUGAGUGCUGUGGUGAUGAGCAGUUUUAUUUGGUACCAAAACAUUCAGAAAGACCAGAAACUGAUGAAUCCUUGUUAUUUGUAUUGGAUCCCUGUACUUUUACGAAGAUGGAUGCGAGAAUUUUACAACGGACCUACGUGCGUCUUUGGCACGCAUGUACGAACACUUGGAUUCAUACCACUGAUCCUACUGAGAAACAAAACUUAUAUCACUUCAGCAAGAAUGAAAAAGGCUGGAUAAAAGUAGCUAGUGGAAACUUCAAAAUCGAUAAGGAAACAUUUGCGCUGCUUCCUGUCCGUCCGGAAGAAGUUCGCGAUUUGGAUUUUGCCAAUGAUGCAUGCAAAGCAUUGAACGGUUUCGUCAAACUGAUCGAAAGCGGAAAAAUCAUCUCUAAAGAACCAAUGAAAGUAACGAUACAGUUAUUAACGGAAUGCAUAUAUUUCGUGACAAACCAGUCCAAUCAUAUGACAGAUCCGAUUAAAAUUGUAGAUUUCAAGCCAUCAAGAGAUCGGCAAAAAUUACUUCGAGAGCAGGGUGUCCUUGAUCAGAUUUUUGCACUGUUACGAGUACCAUUUUUGCCACGAAAUGGGAAUGAUCCGAAACCUUUGCUGUGUUCACCACGUAAACUAAGUGAAAAGGGAAAUGAGAUUUUCAAACGAAUUUUCCACCUUUGCUACUCAUUGCUUAGGUAUUCACAGGUGGGUUACCGGAAGAAUCAAGAAUAUCUGGCAGAAAAAUUUGGUCAAAUACAGGAGCAAAUUGGAUUUGACUUGCUUGCAGAAGAAACAAUGACUGCUGUUCUCCACAAUAAUCCGAAACUGUUAGAAAAAUAUGUUAAGAAUCCACAUGUAGAACGUUUUGUGGAACUCGUACGCAACAACAAAGCCGGUAGGUUCUUGGAUUAUUUGGCGGAUCUUUGUGUUUGUCGCGGUGAAGCCAAUAAAAAGAUUCAGGAAUUGAUCUGCAGUUGUGUAUUAAACGAAUUGAAUCGCGACAUCUUUAUUAGCACGACCAUAAGCUGCGACGAAGUAUGGAUUAGUUGGUCGAAUUCCUAUUGCAAACAGUUGGUUUCUGUGGCAGUGGAUGCUGCUGAAGGCCAAACUGAAGAUAUUGAAAUACUUGAUUAUUACAAGCUUUUCAGGCACCAGUUAGAUCUUCUAGCACAAAUGUGUCAAGACCAACAAUAUCUCGCAAUUGAUCCUCCUACUGAAAGACGCCUUCUGAAUUUAAGCUUAGAAUUACCGACUAACUUGGUGCUUAGGUGUAUUUCGGACACGAGAUUACCUCAGGAUUUACGUGCUUCAUUCACACGUCUUAUGCUUCAUCUGCAUAUCAUACGUGGUUCUCCACUCAAUGCCGUACAUCAUGCUCGCUUAUGGCGUGAGAUCCCGCUACGUGCUUCAGUUUCCGAAAACUCAAAUCGAUCUUUGAAUGAUUACAUUGAUGGUGGUCACGUACGUACUGGAGGAGAGAUUUUUGAUAAGGUAUUAAAAACUGUCGAUGUGUAUCUUGAGGAAUUACGCAAAACAACACGAGAAGGUGAACCUGUCUUGGAUCCAAGCGCAUCAAAAGUGAAGCAAAAUCGAUUAACCUUUGAGAUCAUAACACUUGCACGAGCUUUAGCUCAUUUCGGAUUCUACAGUUUCUCGGAUUUGCUCCGUCUUGCUCAAAAUUUGCUAGUUAUUGCCGACAGCAAUCCAAAAAAACCUGAAGAGAAAAUCGCAUCUGGCAAAACUGCAAAUGCACUGCAAAAAGAAACUAAGCAAUAUCUUCCGCAUAUGCAAACAGAAUCUGCAUGUAUCGAAAAUACAUUUAAUGCUAAAGAAAGUAAACAAAUGGUUUUGCAAACGAAACUUAUAAUCGUUGAAAUUUUAAACUUCAUUAUGGAUGUACGUCGAGAUUAUCGUAUAACAGUUGCUCUAUCUUGGUUUAAAAAACAUUUUCCAUGCGACGAGCUCGGAGAACUUCUUUCCAAAACAGAAUUGUCAGAACACGAAGCAUCACAACUAUAUAAAGAGGUAUUUCAAGAUUGUGAAGAGAAGCUUGAUUUUGAUGGUAGGAAUGGUCAGCUUCUUCUACGAAUAUUUCUGCAAAUGACAAUAAGUGACUUUUCAAAGCUAACUAGUGCAGCUCUUACUGUACUGUUUCGUCAUUUCACACAGUAUCAAGAUUUUGUAGAAGAUCUCAAGCAGGUCCAGUUGCUAGUCUCGAAUGACGAUGUGGAAAAUUAUCGACAGAUUGAUCGCGAUUUGUUCAUUUUGAAAAUUCUUACGGAAAAAAGCGAGCUAUGGGUGCAAGCUGAUAAAACGCAGUCUGAAAGUAGUAGUAAUCACAGUUUCGAAGAACAUAGCACGAGUCUUGACGAUUCGUCAAAGCCAUCCCUUUCAGCACGAACCACCAGUCAGCAAUUGGAAGGUGGUGGUUUAAAUGCCUCUUGUGUUUUCCAUAACGAUGAAAGCUUUCGUUCACUGGUGGAAAAGAUUCAACAACAUUAUUGUUUAGCUAAAGAUGAGUGCAUUAAGUUGCUACGCGAGCUGCUUCUCGGUAAUGAUCGAGCAGAAGCAGCUUCAGCCUUAUAUGAAUUGCUUGACCGUGCACCGCUUAUAAGUUGCUCUUUAGUAAGACAGAUUCUGUAUCGUGUAAAACAACUCUGUUACAAAAAUGAUAAACCCGAUAAAAUGAAUCAGCAGCUGUUACGGAAUAUGCGUGUACAUGAAUAUGUUCUUGGAUUUCUCUCCGUUCCAUACGACGAAAAAAAUAAUACGGAAAUGCCAAAACUUGUCACACUCAGCCAUGAAUUCUUGCGAAGUUUUUGCCGCAGUAAUAUUGAGAAUCAGUUUCGUUUGUACAAGCAUAUUUCUAUCGAACAAGAUGCGAAAGAAGGAUUUUUAAGAGUGAAUACGAUGGAAGAAGUUGCAACACUGACAGCAAUUUUCAAAAACAAUCGUGUACUGUGUCAAAAUGUAUCCGAAGAGCUUGUUGCGCAUAUUGUAAGUAUGAUUGAACACAAAACUCGCAGCGCCGUAUACAUAGAAUUCUUGCAAACUGUCGUCAUGGUGCAAGAAAAAGAAAUCAAGUCGGCUCAAGAAAGAGUAGCUCAAGAGAUCUGUUCGUCUUCUGAUGAUGUACGAGUAUAUUAUGCAGACAGUGCAAGUUUCGAGCAGUUGAAGCAACUAAUGCAAAAUACAGGUCCAGAGGAGCUAAAUUCCGAUCAUCCACUACGUUAUCACAUCGACCUGGUACGGCUUCUCGCUUUCUGCACGCGUGGAAGAAACAGCAUGACGGAACUAAAGUGCGCUUCCCAGCUUUCUAUGGAUCAUAUCGUGCGCGUUGUAACGUCACCUUAUUGUUUAAUAGAGGUGAAAGAUGUGUACCUGCAAUUCAUGUUGCACUGUUAUAUAGAUGCGGAUGCGGAAAUGAAAGACGUUGAUAACGUUGAUUUCAUUGAAAGAAUUCUGAAAAAUAUUCUUAGUGAUAUAGAGAUGUAUGUCAACAGUUUACUGCAGCUGAAGAUGGCGAAGCCUGCUUUGUUGCCUAAUUCAGCACUUGAGAAAUACGUUUGUCAGACUGUUACUGCAGUAUUAAUUAAACUAUUCGAAAGACCUUCAGCUCAUCAGUUAAUAUUGGAAAUUUCGCAACACCGUCAUUCUUUUUCCAAAAUAAUUCAAAGGCUUCGUCAGUUGCAAGAAGAAUUAGAAAAUAAAAGUUUUAUUAAAAAUUGGUAUUAUGUUGCAGAAUGUGUUAAACGACUUAGUAGACGUGCUGAAGAAAAUGGAAUUAUAUUACCAGUUAAUGGUAGCAUGUCACCACUAUCUACUGAAACAACUGUUAAACAACGUUGGCAGUCAGCUUUUAAUUCAGCUCGUUUUAUCAAUCAAGCAAAUAAGCGGACCAAAGCUCGUUUGUACGUACCACAUUACGUACAAGUUAUCGAAGGUUUUAGUGAUGUUGUUUCAUGCUAUCAGGCGAUGACUGUUGAAUUUAAGAAGUUUGCGCUGCCACUGCAAGCAGCCGAAACAUCAGUGCUUGUGGACGUCUUGCAUGCUCCCGAAAGAUUAUUUUCUCCUGGUUCUGAUUUAUAUCAGGAAUGCGAAAAUGGCGGAGUCAUUACGAAGUUGAUACAGCAUUGCAAAUCACUUUUACAACAUGGGCAGGAAGCUCUGUGUGUACGAGUGUUGCAGACACUUUGUCGGAUGGCUUCCGACAAUAAAUACAAAUUUAUCAAUCAGGCAAGGGAAGUGCGAAUUCGUUUGCUCAAGCGAUAUUUUGGUGCUGAUGUCCUGUGUAGCGCGGAUAGACAAACUACAAAACUAGAAAACAACGAGUGCGAAUUUGGAAAUGAAUUAAAACCAAUUAAGGAACUAUCAUUAUAUGAUGUGCAAUGUAAAUUGGACAAUGCUGGUGCUAUCGACUUAAUAAUUGAUUUGAUUAUGGGAGAACCGAAUCAUGAAGUUUUCUUAAUGAUAAUCCAGCUUUCAAAGGCACUUCUUCACGAAGGAAAUUAUGAGGUGCAGAUGUCAUUUUAUACUCGAUUAAAAGAACAGAAUUUGUCGGAGGCGUUUUUCAACGCUCUCAAGACGAAAUUGCAAGUUGCACAAAAUAGGCUGAAAAGUGAUAUGAUGGCUUGCAACGAUUCACGUCAACGACACUCAUCAGUGAUGAAUUCUCCACUCCCAGAAGAAUCAACAUGCAGUCCGAAAGAACUGAAGUUAAUUAAUUCGAUCGAAUUAACUGCUUCAUUAUCAGCUAUUCCAGAUGGUUAUCUUCCUGGAUUGUUUAAUCCCGAUGUCAACUUAAAUUUUUGGGAUGAUAAAAAGAUGCUCCUUCCUCAAGAAAUUGCCCUUAUUGAACCAAUUUUGCGUUUUCUGCAACUGCUAUGUGAAAAUCAUAAUUUGGUGUUGCAAAAUUUCUUGCGGUAUCAAGGCAGUCGUCAGAAUUGUAAUUUGGUUGACGAAAUACUUAUGUUCCUUGACGUUAUUUGCGGUAGCACUAAAGGAUGCCUAGGUGUAUUUCGUGAAAUAAACGAACACAAUUUCUCACUGAUUACUCAGACACUGGUCACACUGACGGAAUUUUGUCAGGGUCCUUGUCAUGAAAAUCAAAAUACAGUUGGUAAUCAUGAAUCUGGACUUAAUAUGAUAAUAUCUUUGGUGCUGAAUGAAAUCGAACCACUUUGUUUAACCCAUAUGGAUUUAGCACUUGAAAUAAAGAGCGCUGCAUCGAAGCUAUUAUUGGCUGUCAUGGAAUCACGUCGUGAUGCCGAUAAUGCAGAACGUGUGCUCAUGAUUAUGAAUCAUAUGGCCAAUGGAGCGAAACAGUUGAUUCAAGCAAUCAAAAUGGCAUAUGAGAUGUCGGAAUUGAAGGAGUUUGCAAUGUCAAAAGCAAGGAAGAGUCUUGAAACAAAUUGUUCAUUGAUAAAAUCGAAGCCUAUAAUAAAUGUGCCAGAUAUUGCUAUUCAUGAUAAUAUCAUUGCAUCGUAUUCAUCUUCCCAUAUAACUCUUGUCGAUCCGCAAGAGGUCGGACAUAAUAUCUUCAUUCUUGCUACGCAGCUUUCGCGAUUCAAUGAAACACUUCGAGAGGCUUUAGAUCCUGAAAAUAAUAAAGAUGAAAUGACUUCGAAGGCUUUGCGGUAUUACAAACAGUAUACUGCACAAAUUGAGAUAGUUCGCAGUGAUCGUAAAAUGGAACGAGUAAUAUUCCCAAUACAUUCUAUAUGUGAAUAUCUUACACCAGAAUCAAAGCUAAACAUUUUGCUGGAAACCGAACAAGAUGCUCAAGGAUCUAAGGUAACAGAAUUUUUCGGCCAGUGGACGGAACUUUUCGAGGAGAUGAAGUGGCAAAAAAAACUUCAAGAUCGAAAGUACUUCAGUAAUUGUACAAAACGACUGAUACUAUGGGCCAGGAUAUCAUUCUUUUUUGCUAUUUUGACCAAUUCAGUCAUUGCAAUAUUUUAUCCCUUUUCAGGAAAUAGUAGACAAGAAUUAAUAUCUCUGAGUAAUCCAUUUCUGUAUGUAUUUCCUAUGGUAUCGUUGUUGUUUUUGCGAACGCAAUGGAGUGAAAAAGCUUCGCUCGGAAGAACUAAUGACAUUUAUUGGGCGUUUGCUGCAAUCAUGUCAAGUUUUACGAUUCUAUGUAUUGCGUUAACUGGGGUAGUGAUAACGUUACGUAUUAUUGGUUUGCUUCAGUUGAUUAAUAAAGGAGUCCAUGUAGUAAGCUAUGUAGGCAAUCGUGGUUUAAUUGAUAAAACAUGGCCUGAACGACUUCAAGACAAGAGCAUCUGCUAUCAUCUGGCAUAUUUAUUAAUAUGUAUUGGAGGUCUCUUUGUGCAUCCGUUCUUUUAUGCUUUACUUCUAUUUGAUAUUGUAGCAAGUGAGGAAACCUUGCGAAAUGUGAUUCGAUCUGUAACGCGGAAUUGGCGAUCAAUUAUAAUGACUGGUUUAUUGGCUGUCAUACUUGUUUAUCUCUUUUCAAUCAUUGGAUAUUUGUAUUUUCAAAAAGAUUUUCAGUUGGAAAUUGAUGAACUAGACAGCGAUGAAAAAGAUAAUACUGUAUGCGAAAAUCUUCCAUCCACGAAGUGUACUCUUUCGUAUCCCUUCAUUUCCAAGCAGUACAUCAACGAAAACAAGUGUUUCGAAAUGGAAAACUCGCAAAGUAAUCAGCCCAUUGACAGUAAAGGUAAAUUAAAAGUAUGGUCAUGCCAAACCUUGCGCAUGUGUAUUCUAACAACGUUAAAUUGGGGUCUUCGAAAUGGAGGUGGUAUUGGCGAUGUGCUUCGAGAUGUCGCACCGCAUGAGGAAUCGUUUUUAUCUCGGAUCGUUUAUGAUUUGACAUUCUUUAUCGUAAUCAUUGUUAUCGUGCUCAAUCUGGUAUUUGGUGUGAUCAUCGAUACAUUUGGUGACUUGAGAGCUGAAAGAAAUGAAAAAGUUGAUCAACUGAAAAAUAAUUGUUUCAUUUGUGGUCUUGGAAGAGGAAGAUUUGACAAUAAAAUUGUAACUUUCGAAGAGCACCGAAAAAAUGAACAUAAUCUUUAUCAUUAUCUAUAUUUUAUUGUGUGGUUACAAGUAAAGGAUGAGAUGGAAUUUACCGGUCCUGAAAGUUAUGUCGCAAAUUGUAUUAAGGAGCAUAAAAGUGACUGGUUUCCUCGAAUGCAAGCAAUGUCGUUGGCUGAGGAUAAUCAAGAAGCGGAACAAACCGAUGAAAUUACCGAAAUUCAUGACUCAUUGAAUAAAUUACUGGAUAUUAUGAAAGAACAAGGACGACAACUUGAAGAGCUGAAACAAGUGAUAGAUGUUUUAUGA